AUGCACAUAAUCUGUUCACAAUCUGUUUUGAAUGUUAGAAACGCGAGGCUAAGUAACCAUUCCAUACAAAUCAAUCCCACUCGGAGCCUUUCUCCUCCAAUUAUGCGUCUUCGGGGAAUCGUGCACCUAUCUCAGGGCCACGAACAAAAUGAAACUCCUGAUCUCCCAUGA
This is a messenger RNA of Pochonia chlamydosporia 170, 171 nucleotides long. RefSeq lists its product as hypothetical. The record is from RefSeq and is a predicted model, not a curated record. Lineage: Eukaryota; Fungi; Ascomycota; Sordariomycetes; Hypocreales; Clavicipitaceae. The coding region runs from base 1 to 171 and encodes 56 amino acids. The transcript has a single exon.